This is a messenger RNA of Otolemur garnettii (small-eared galago), 1774 nucleotides long. It is a transcript of the gene CYP4V2, whose product is annotated as cytochrome P450 4V2. Gene Ontology annotation, molecular function: oxidoreductase activity, acting on paired donors, with incorporation or reduction of molecular oxygen; iron ion binding; monooxygenase activity. The transcript has 11 exons. The record is from RefSeq and is a predicted model, not a curated record. Lineage: Eukaryota; Metazoa; Chordata; Mammalia; Primates; Galagidae. Bases 58 to 1620 code for a protein of 520 amino acids.
CCCUCAUAAGGCCCGGCCGCGACCCCGCGGUCCCCACGCACAGUGGCCGCCGCGGACAUGGCGUGGUUGUGGCUGUGGCUAGGGGGGCAGAAGCUGCUGCUCUGGGGCGCGGCCAUCGCGGUCUCCAUGGCCGGCGCCACCCUGGCCCUGAGCGUCCUGCAGAUGGUGGCGAGCUACGCGCGGAAGUGGCACCAGAUGAGGCCCAUCCCCACGGUCGCCCGCGCCUACCCUUUGGUGGGUCACGCGCUAAUGAUGAAGCGGGACGGGAGAGAAUUUUUUCAGCAGCUAAGUCAGUACACAGAAGAAUACCGCCAUAUGCCACUGCUAAAACUCUGGGUCGGACCAGUGCCAAUGUUGGCCCUUUAUAAUGCAGAAAAUGUGGAGGUAAUUUUAACUAGUUCAAAACAAAUUGACAAAUCCUCCAUGUACAAGUUUCUAGAACCAUGGCUGGGCCUGGGACUUCUUACCAGUACUGGAAACAAAUGGCGCUACAGGAGAAAAAUGCUGACGCCCACUUUCCACUUUACCAUUCUGGAAGAUUUCUUAGAUGUCAUGAAUGAACAAGCAAAUAUAUUAGUUAGUAAGCUUGACAGCCACGUCAACCAAGAAGCGUUUAAUUGCUUUUUUUACAUCACUCUCUGUGCCUUAGACAUCAUCUGUGAAACAGCCAUGGGGAAGAACAUCGGUGCUCAGAGCAAUGAGGAUUCCGAGUAUGUCCGUGCAGUUUAUAGGAUGAGUGAUUUGAUAUUCCAGAGGAUGAAGAUGCCCUGGCUUUGGCUUGAGUCUUGGUACCUUAUGUUUAAGGAAGGACGGGAACACAAAAAGGGCCUUAAGAUCCUACAUACUUUUACCAACAAUGUCAUCGCGGAACGGGCCAGUGAAAUGAGGACAAAUGAAGAAUAUAAUGAAGAGCCCUCCAAAAAUAAACGAAGAGCUUUUCUUGACUUGCUUUUAAGUGUGACCGAUGAGGAAGGAAACAAGCUAAGUCAUGAAGCUAUUCGGGAAGAGGUUGACACCUUCAUGUUUGAGGGCCACGAUACAACCGCAGCUGCAAUAACCUGGGCCCUAUACCUAUUGGGCUGUAACCCAGAAGUCCAGAAAAAAGUGGACAAUGAGCUGGAUGAAGUGUUCGGGAAGUCUGAUCGUCCUGCUACCUCAGAAGACCUGAAGAAACUGAAAUACCUGGAAUGUGUCAUUAAGGAGACCCUUCGCCUUUUCCCUUCUGUUCCUCUGUUUGCCCGGACUCUUAAUGAAGACUGCACAGUGGCGGGUUACAAAGUUCUAAAAGGCACCGAAGUCAUCAUCAUUCCCUACGCAUUGCACAGAGACCCCAGAUACUUCCCCAAUCCUGAAGAAUUCCAGCCGGAGCGCUUCUUUCCCGAGAAUGCCCAAGGACGCCAUCCGUACGCCUAUGUGCCCUUCUCUGCGGGGCCCAGGAACUGUAUAGGUCAAAAGUUUGCCAUCAUGGAAGAAAAGACCAUCCUGUCCUGCGUCCUACGGCACUUUUGGGUAGAAUCCAACCAGAAAAGAGAAGAACUUGGUCUGGCAGGAGAGUUGAUUCUUCGUCCGUGUAACGGCAUCUGGAUCAAGCUGAAGAGGAGAAACGCAGACGACUCCUAAUUCCGUUACAGGACUGUGCCUUUAUCAUGAAAAAGAUCUUUGCUUAAGAGAUACUUGGCAUUUGCAAUCUGUAGAUCAUGAAUUCAAUGUUCUUAAAUCCCUGAGCCUCAUUUUCUCUUGUCCCCACUGACCUUGGGGUUAAGUCUACCAAAGA